CCAAAACAAGGAGGACUGCGCAUCAAUCUUUGUUGUUUUGUGCAAGGAAACAAAUGAAAAUGAAAUAGAUUUUGGUCGACUAUGUCGAUUUGUGAACAUUUAAAUGACUAUAAAUCAAUUCAUGGAACAAAUGCGUAUCGAUUAAUCCAUGCAUAUUUCGUAGCUUGCCCGUCGGCUGAAGCCAGGCGACGAAAGGCUGCUUCCAAUAGAUGUCAUACAUGUCAGAAAUAUGCACUAAGGCUUCAUGCCUGCUUACACUGUGUUUAUUUUGGAUGCUAUAAUGACAGGCAUAUUCAUGGACAUGCUGAAAGGAAGGGCCACCAUCUGGCUAUGGAUUUAAGUUAUGGAACCGUAUUCUGUUUUGCCUGUAAUGAUUACAUGUACGAUCCAGAAUUAGAAACAAUUUCUACCUCACAACAUCAAAAAUCUGCAAAGGCUCAAGGAUUAAAACAACAGUUUAUAAGAUGGGAACCUACUGAUAUUGAGAAGGAAAUACUAUUACAGAAUCCUAAAAGAAGGAAAGUAGAAACUACAUCAACAAUAGGUCUUCGAGGAUUGAUUAAUUUAGGAAACACUUGUUUUAUGAACUGCAUUGUACAGGCAUUGAUUCACACCCCAGUUUUGAGAGACUAUUUUUUAGCUGACAAACAUGUUUGUGAAAUGAAGGACGACGAAGCUCGGCAGUGCCUUGUUUGUGAAAUGUCCAGACUUUUUCAAGAAUUUUACUCUGGAGCCAGGGCUCCACAUAUUCCGUUUCGUCUUUUACACCUGGUGUGGACCAAUGCUCGUCACUUGGCAGGAUAUGAGCAGCAGGAUGCUCAUGAGUUCCUGAUUGCAGCACUUGAUGUGUUACAUAGACAUUGUAAAGGUUACUCCGCCAAUCAUUUGUUAUCUCACAGUCGACCAAGUAUUCAAGGUACUAAUGGGACCAACAACCCAAUUGUACACUGUAACUGUAUAAUUGAUCAGAUCUUCACUGGUGGACUUCAAUCAGAUGUUACAUGUCAGCAGUGCAAGAAUGUAUCAACAACUAUAGAUCCUAUAUGGGAUAUAUCUCUAGAUCUAGGCCCAGGACCUCCACAAUCCAAUGGCACAACUAACUCCUCUCCUAGCUCAGGUUAUUCUAAUAGUCCAGGAACAUAUGAACCUACCUCACUACUUGACUGCUUAAAAAGAUUUACCAAACCUGAACAUUUAGGGAGUUCAGCCAAAAUAAAGUGUAGCACAUGUCAAAGUUAUCAGGAAUCAACAAAGCAACUGACAAUGAAAAAACAACCUGUAGUGGCAUGUUUUCAUCUAAAGAGGUUUGAGCACUCAACAGGGUAUCAUAAAAAGAUAUCAACGUUUGUAUCAUUCCCAGACGAACUUGACAUGACUCCAUUUAUGUCUUCAUCUCGUGACAAUAAAAAUGGUUACAUCAAUCAAAUCGUCCAAGAAUCUGCCAAAAGUCUUUCAUGUGAUAACAAGUAUUCCUUAUUUGCUGUGGUAAAUCAUAUGGGUACUAUAGAAUGUGGUCACUACACAUGCUAUAUACGUCAACACAAGGACCAGUGGUUUAAAUGUGAUGACCAUUUGAUCAGUCGUGCUUCUCCACAGGAGGUGCUUAAUAGUGAAGGGUAUUUAUUAUUUUACCACAAGCAGAUACUUGAGUACCAUUGAUGUUAGAGAAGAUUAGUACUUGGUGCAUAAUACUGUCUCAUUAUACUGCCGCAGUGUUGUAAUAGUGCUGGACAAUUUGUCUUUCAUAGUCAUUUAUACUUGAUUUAUAUAGAAGUGCCAGUAGUUCUCAGAAUCAGACUUUUCUGAAAAAACAUAGAAAUUAACUUAGUUUUGAUGUCUGAUAAAAUGGGUCUAUGUCUGCUCUUUAAAAGAAUAUAGAAGUUCAUUUGCCAUUAACAUCUGUUAAAAUGGGUUAAAAUAGGCAUUCUUUUCUUUUCAAUUUCAGUCAAAGUUUAAAUAAAUGUAAAAGGAAGGUAAAUAGUUAAAUGCAUUUCAUUGAAACAACUCACACUAAAUUUUAAGGUAAUUAUAUUUGAAAAAAUGUGUUCCUAUCUCCUUUUAGAGGCAGAAACACUUCCUUUCCAAAAAAAUGCAUGAUUUAUGACUUUGGAAAAAAAUGCUUUCUUUUUCUAAAAUAAUCUGAACUGUUUUGGGGAUAUUUCAAUAGCAUGUUAUAUUCUAAGUCCUGUGUUUACGCAGUGUUGUAAUUUGAUUUUCAUUUUGAAAACACUUCCCUAAAUUUUUGUCAUAACUGAUUCUAAGAAAAACUGGUACUUAAUUAGCAUGAUAUUAUUUGUAAAUGUAGUUUCUAUAGAGAUUGUUUAAUAUCUGCAGUUAAAUGGCUUAUCAAUCAAUCGUACAACAAACUGAUGUCAUUCUCAUUAUAAGAUAUUAAAAGAUUUGUGAAAAUUAAGUGUGCUAUUCCAAUCAGAAUACUUAGGAAAAAGUGUGUAAAAUAUUAGUUUUACUAAUAAUUUGGAGAAAAAUUUUAACAAGAAAAUUUACACCUAAAAUAAAACGAUGUAAUGGCACAAGUGAGCAUCCAUUUCUUCUCUCAUUUACUCAUACUAUGAAUGGCUGAUGUUUUUUACUUCUAAGAAACUGAAUAUCCGAUUCUUCAAAAUAUACAGUAAAACCUGUCCAGAAAAAAACUAAUUUAAAAACAGAAUUGUUAAAAUAAUGUAAACCAACUAAUUUUCAUGAAAUCUUUAUUUCCUUGACAUUUUGUGAGUAGAAAACAAGAAUAUAAAUCUUCCCAAAUAUGUGAAGGAAUUUUGAAAAGUUGAAAAUUAAGUGCCCCUUAGCUGGUUUAAAAGGCAGAAUGGUCCAAGAAGUGCAUCCACAGUGAUUAGUCACAAGUUACUACUGAAGUUGUAAGUUCAAAUCCUGCUCGUGGCAAGGUGUGUUUGACUAUUUGCCAAGAUUGCCAGUUUUCAUUCUGAAAGUUGAUG
Molecule: messenger RNA, 2951 nt
Organism: Mytilus trossulus (common blue mussel)
Lineage: Eukaryota; Metazoa; Mollusca; Bivalvia; Mytilida; Mytilidae
Product: ubiquitin carboxyl-terminal hydrolase 22-like
Exons: 13
Coding region: 82-1659 (525 amino acids)
Biological process (GO): protein deubiquitination
Molecular function (GO): zinc ion binding; cysteine-type deubiquitinase activity
Source: RefSeq, a predicted model, not a curated record